Molecule: messenger RNA, 2812 nt
Organism: Cottoperca gobio
Lineage: Eukaryota; Metazoa; Chordata; Actinopteri; Perciformes; Bovichtidae
Gene: arhgef25b
Product: Rho guanine nucleotide exchange factor (GEF) 25b
Exons: 17
Biological process (GO): axon guidance
Cellular component (GO): extrinsic component of membrane; cytoplasm; plasma membrane
Molecular function (GO): guanyl-nucleotide exchange factor activity
Source: RefSeq, a predicted model, not a curated record
AGAGCAGGACAGGUUUCAGACACCAGCCGGGAGGAAUUCUUGUCGGAUGAAAACAAUCAGGACAUCCAGACGCAGUUCAAGUGGGCCAGAAGGUCCAGUGUGGCUGCAGGAUGCAAAGCAGAGUCUUACUCAGUGGCGGGCAGUACCGGCAGUAUCACCCCAUCAGUGGGCCCGGUGCCCCACCAGGCCUCAGGCAGCUCCAGCCCCUGCUCACACUCUUCAUCUGCAGGAUCACGGCACCCUGUCAGUGCCCUCAAGAAAUGGCUCACCAAUCCCGUCCGCAAGCUGAGCUCUGAUGCCAGAGGAGGAGCGGGGAAAGUCGAGAAGCAGACGUGCAGGUCAGAAAGGAGGCAGCCGCCAUUGCUCCUUUCUCACAGUGAAACUCAGCCGAGGCCUCUAGAACCGCACGUCAACUACACCAUCCUCCCGUCUGGAGAUACGGUGUCGAAGGACGGCCUGUUGAGUCCAGCCACUCCUUCUCCUACACAGCCGCACUGUCAGAGCUAUUUAACUGACCUCCUGCAAGGCAGAGAUGCACAGACUCUAAGUCAAAAAUCCAGCAUGGACACUUUCCACGGGGAAGACGGCUGCACUGUGACUGACGACACAGCCAGCCAGCGGUCCGCUACAGUGGACAGUGCAGUGGAGAGAAACAUUGCUUUAGAGAAGAGCAUAUAUGUGCUGACUGAGCUGAUAGAGACAGAAAGGCUGUAUGUAGAAGAUCUGGGACUCAUCGUGCAGGGUUACAUGAGCGCCAUGGCCAAUCAGGGAGUUCCAGAGGACCUGAAAGGGAAAGACAGGAUUGUGUUUGGAAACAUCCAUCAGAUCUACGACUGGCAUAAGGAUUAUUUCCUGGGAGAGCUGGAGAAAUGUGUGGGUGAUCCUGACAGCCUGGCCGAGCUCUUCAUCAAACAUGAACGGCGUCUUCACAUGUAUGUGGUUUACUGUCAGAACAAACCCAAAUCAGAGCAUGUUGUCUCUGAACACAUCGAGACCUUCUUCGAGGAUCUCAGGCAACAGUUGGGUCACAGGCUGCAGCUCAACGAUCUACUCAUCAAACCCGUUCAGAGGAUCAUGAAGUAUCAAUUACUGCUGAAGGACUUCCUGAAGUACUACAGCAAAGCAGGAAGGGAUGUUGAGGAGCUGCAGAGGGCCGUGGAGGUGAUGUGCUUCGUGCCAAAACGCUGUAAUGAUAUGAUGAAUGUCGGCAGGCUCCAAGGUUUUGAGGGGAAAAUCACGGCUCAGGGGAAGCUGCUCCAGCAGGAUACCUUCUCCGUCAGCGAGCAGGAAAGCGGCUUCCCGUCCAGAGCGAAGGAGAGGAGGCUCUUCCUGUUUGAGCAGCUGGUCAUCUUCAGUGAACCAAUUGAUAAGAAGAAGGGCUUCUCUUUGCCAGGGUACACUUUCAAAAACAGCAUCAAGGUUAGCUGUUUGGGCGUGGAGGAACACUCUGAGAAUGAUCCGUGCUCUCUGGUCCUGACCUCCCGCGGGACUGACGGCAGUGUGACGCGCUUCAUCAUGCAGGCAUCAUCUCUGGAAAUACAGCAAGCUUGGCUCAGUGACGUGGUUCAGAUCUUAGAGACUCAGAGGAACUUCCUUAAUGCCCUUCAGUCUCCUAUAGAGUACCAACGCAGGGAAAGCAAUUCAAACAGCCUCGGCAGGAACGUGAAGACUCCAACUGCGUCAGCAUCCGGCCUGCGACCUCACUCCUCUGCAUCCAUGGACCGACGCCAGAAGCCCUGCCUGCUGUCUCACAACGCCUCCCUGCCCUCUCUGCAUCCACCGCACCACAGCCCGGCCUUGAAGGUGCUUUCUCAUCCCUGUGCUGCGACGACUGGAGCAGCUCUCCCUCCACUUCCGUCCCACCAGCAGCUCAGUAUUAGCACAGAGGUGAGACACGCCCGCGGGACGUCCAAUGGCCUGCCACCCUGCAGCCAGCACAGCAUGCAGGGUGUGACGGCCAGGAUCCAGCGACCAAAUGCGACCGCAUUAAACGAGGGUGCACAUCGACCACACAACCUGGAUCAGCUGAAGGAGAGCGAGCAGUGAUGACAAAUGAGCUCACGUUCUGGAGCAGGAGUGCCUCGCCUGAGUCAGAGUGCUCUGUCGGCAUUGUUUGUCUCACUCUUGUACAGAAGGCAUCAACGUCUCGUGUUUCUGUUCUUCACAUUUUGUCCUAAAUUUCCCUCCAAAUUUUUUUCACAUACCACCAUGUGUUGAGGCUAACCAGGAUUUUAUUUAAUCACAUCUGUUUGAUUGUGUUUUCUCUGCAUAUACACACAUCUGCAGAUAACAGAUGAGAUGGUUUGGAAGCACCACAGAGACUGUACUUCAUAUUUUAUAUGUAUUCAUUUCUUACUUUUUCCAUUGAAAAUUCAUGGAUGAAUAUUUUUGUAAUAUUUUCAUAAGGGACCAAUUCCACUUAAUUCCCGAAAACUCAAAUCCCUUUACGCAUUCAUUCUCCCCAGCCUGAAAUCCCUGAGUGAAUGCAGAUUACAGCUUCACUGCAGGGUCUGAAUGCAAACAAAUUGUGCUUCUCUGUGGGAUCCAUGCAGAUUAGCAAAAAGCAUUUUUUUCCCUUUGGUGGGCUAUUUUAACCACGCCAUUGUUAGACUGUUAUCUGAACGAAGCACGUUUGUAAACUCUCACAAAGCAUGCGUCCUAAUCACGCAGAAAGAGGAGAGAAAGAGGAGAGAUAAAACAGAGGUGCCCACCUGUCACUGUCAUCUUGAAUGUAAAUAAUCUCAUGUGGGAUCAUAUCAAUAAAGUUUUUUGACUUGUGCUGUCCCGAUACACACAGGAAAUUAAAGAGAAA